CUUCGCUCGCUCGCUCUCUCGGUUCGGCCGGCGGCGGGAUGCCUCUGCACAAGAUCCCUCCGCGCCUGUGGGACGCGCUGAAGCUGCAGCAGGGCAUCUACGCGCGCCUGCCGGCCCACUACCUCCGCGCGCUGCAGGAGGAGGCCGCGGCGCCGCCCGUCGCCGUCCACUGGAGGCCCCGCGGCGUCCAGCACGCGCGCAACCGCAAGACCGGCGAGCGGGAGCGCGUGCAGGACGUGCCCGUGCCCGUCUACUUCCCUCCCGAGAGCCAGCAGGGCCUGUGGGGCGGCGAGGGCCUGGUGUCCGGCUGGCGCUACGCCCGGGGAGACAAGCUUGCUGCCAGGGUGAAGAAGAUCUGGAAGCCGCAGCUCUUCUAUCGAGGUCUCUACAGUGAGAUCCUGGAUAAGAAGCUGACGAUUACAGUCACCAUGCGGACGAUGGACCAGAUUGACGCCGCCUACGGCUUUGAUUAUUACAUCUUAAAGACCCCAAAAGCUGAGCUGUGUUCUAAACUGGGCAUGGAUCUGAAACGCACAAUGCUUUUACGGCUUGCCCGCCGGGACCCUUCCCUCCAUCCAGAUGACCCAGCAAAGAGGGAGGCUAUUUACGACAAAUACAAGGAGUUUGUGAUCCCAGAGGAAGAGGCAGAAUGGGUUGGGCUGAGUUUGGAAGAAGCUGUGGAAAAGCAGCGACUCCUGGAGAAGAAGGACCCUGUUCCCUUGUUCAAAAUCUAUGCAGAAGAACUGGUGCAGCAGCUCGAAGCACAGAAACUUUCUGAAUCGGCUGAAGUGCCGAAGGUCUAACAGGAGAAUCAAGCACUGUGAACUUCUCUUUGGGCUUAUGUUAAACAGACCAAGGGAUGGAACUUUCCCCCUGAGAGAGCUGGAUCCAGAAUGGUGAAGUAUGUGCUCGCUGUCUGAUACUUGUCACGUAAAGGCUGCUCUGCCCCUGGACUUGGGAGGGACUAGCUGCCUUGAGCUACCUCCUCAUGUUCCAUUCAGGAUGCUUUUGCCAUAAAGAAAAGGAGGAGGCUUUCAA
Molecule: messenger RNA, 1038 nt
Organism: Lacerta agilis (Sand lizard)
Lineage: Eukaryota; Metazoa; Chordata; Lepidosauria; Squamata; Lacertidae
Gene: MRPL28
Product: mitochondrial ribosomal protein L28
Exons: 5
Coding region: 39-803 (254 amino acids)
Cellular component (GO): mitochondrial large ribosomal subunit
Molecular function (GO): structural constituent of ribosome
Source: RefSeq, a predicted model, not a curated record